AUGCUUCGCCUUCAUUUUGCCAUAGCAUCCGUCGUCGCUGUGGGAGCCGCUUCCUCUGUGCUCGCUCUUCCUUUCCAUGUUCCCGGCUCUGAAGCGGAAGCGUCAAUCGGUAGUAGCUACUUUGGUAGAUUGCCCGACUCAGAUUGGGAAUUUAAUUGCGGUGGCCGCGGGCAAACUUUCAACGGAAGCGGCGUCCAGUUUAACAGCAUUAGGAGCGACUCUCACCCAGACGACGAAAAGAAAUGGAAAACAUACCACAUGGGGGAUGGAAAGCAUAUCACAUAUACCGACAAUCUUUCUAUAUCUACAAACUCACAAGGCGGAAGGCAGUUCACUAGUACAACGGGCGACGUGAAUAUCUUCAACUGA
Messenger RNA from Lentinula edodes (shiitake mushroom), 369 nucleotides. RefSeq lists its product as uncharacterized. The transcript is spliced from 2 exons. Bases 1 to 369 code for a protein of 122 amino acids. NCBI's taxonomy places the organism in Eukaryota, Fungi, Basidiomycota, Agaricomycetes, Agaricales, Omphalotaceae. The record is from RefSeq and is a predicted model, not a curated record.